Molecule: messenger RNA, 1344 nt
Organism: Fusarium venenatum
Lineage: Eukaryota; Fungi; Ascomycota; Sordariomycetes; Hypocreales; Nectriaceae
Product: glycosyl hydrolase
Biological process (GO): carbohydrate metabolic process
Molecular function (GO): hydrolase activity, hydrolyzing O-glycosyl compounds
Source: RefSeq, a predicted model, not a curated record
AUGCAUUACUAUCUCUCGACUCUCGUCGCUGUGCUUGCAGCUAGCACUGUUCAAGCUUCGGCCGAUAUUGUAUCUGGUGCCACAUGGACUGCGACCAACACCGGCGAGCAUGUCCAAGCACACGGACACGGCUUGAUCGAAGUUGAUGGUACUUACUACAUGAUCGGCGAAGACAAAACCGACGGCACCUUCUUCCAGAACGUCAACUGCUACUCAUCCACUGAUCUCGUCGAAUGGACAUACCGCGGUGCCCUUUUAUCCCGCACCACUGAGGCGGGUGAUCUUGGACCCAACCGUAUUGUCGAAAGACCCAAGGUCAUUUACAACGAUGAGACGGGCAAAUACGUUUUGUAUCUGCACAUCGACAGCUCAGACUACAAAGAUGCUCGAGUCGGCGUAGCUACAGGUGAUAGUGUUUGUGGAAAGUAUACCUAUCAUCGCAGCUUCCGGCCACUUGGUAAGCAGAGUCGUGAUAUGGGUCUUUUCAAGGAUGAUGAUGGAUCUGCCUAUCUUAUGACUGAGGAUCGCGAGUUUGGAACAAGAAUCAUGGCCUUGUCGGAUGACUAUCUCAACGUUACCGAAAUCACAUAUGAAUGGCAAUACUUUGCUGAGUCACCUGCUAUGCUGAAGCAGAAUGGCUACUACUUUAUCUUUGGGUCUCAUCUGACUGGAUGGAAUGCGAAUGACAACGUUUACAGCUACGCCAAGUCUUUGUCUGGCCCAUGGUCAGAGUGGACCGAGUUUGCACCCAUCGGAUCAAAGACCUUCCAGAGUCAAGUUAGCUACAUCCAACCCUUAGGCAACGGCAAUGCUAUCUACAUCGGCGACCGCUGGGUUUCCACCAACCUUGUCGCUAGUACCUACGUCUGGUUACCACUCAAAGUAGACGGAACAAAGGUCACACUCGAUUGGUACGACUCUUGGGCACCAGAUGUCUCAAAGGGCACAUGGUCCGAAACAAAGACGACGAAACUCGAAGGAGAAAACGCUGAUAUGGGCAAUGACGCGAGGAUCAUCUCUUGCAAUGAGUGCAGCGGCGACAAAGCCGUUGGAUACAUCGGUGGUGACAAGAAGGGUACUCUCACGUUCAAGAACAUCAAGAGCUCAGGUGGUUUGAGCACCAUCAACAUCAAGUACCGAAAUGGUGACACCGGAUCUCGUUACGCAACGGUUUCUGUCAAUGGAGAGUCGCAGAAGCUUGCGUUUCUAUCGACGAGGCAUCUCUCUGAGACGGGACUGAGCCGUGGAUUCUUUGAUCUUGAAGAUGGGGACAACACUAUUGUCAUUUCCAAUGAUGAUGGUUGGGGUCCUGAUGUUGAUGCUUUACUAUCACCAUCAGCAUAG